AUGGAUUAUUGCAGCAAAACUUCCUGCAAAUCAAGCUCCCCUUUUGAUUGCCUACUUUUUGAUUUGGAUGACACUUUGUAUUCUUCUAAGAUUGGAAUAGCUGAAGGUCUAAGAAAAAAUAUUGAUGACUUUCUUGUUGAGAAAUGCGGAUUUCCAGAGAACAAAGCUCCAAGUCUCCGAGUUGAGCUCUUCAAGAAUUACGGAAGCUCUCUCGCCGGUUUGCGAGCACUAGGCUAUGAUAUUGAUGCUGAUGAUUAUCACAGUUUCGUGCACGGAAGGUUGCCUUAUGAUUUGAUCAAGCCAGAUUCUCACCUACGUAACCUCUUGCGUAGCAUUCCUCAAAGAAAAAUUAUUUUCACAAAUUCGGAUAGAAAUCACGCUAUCAUGUCCCUAAAAAGGCUAGGAAUAGAAGACUGUUUCGACCAGAUCAUAUGUUUUGAGACGAUGAAUCCGAACCUGUCUAAAUCAACAACUCCUUAUGAGUUCCCGAUUCUUCUUAAGCCUUCAAUGGAUGCCAUGAAAAUCGCUCUCCGUGUUGCAGAUGUUGAUCCUCUUCGUUCGCUGUUUUUGGAUGACAACGUGCGCAAUGUGGCAGCUGGGAAAGCUUUGGGGCUCCAUACUGCUCUGGUUGGAAAAAUGGUGAAGAGCAAAGAAGCAGAUUAUGUAUUGGAGCAUAUCCACAACCUGGCUCAGGUGAUUCCAGAAAUUUGGGUAAGAGCAACGGACAGUAGUGAUCCAAGGAUCAGCCGCACCAGAAGCGAAAUGGAUGCCAUUCUCACAGCUACAACCGUUGGAGCCUAA
Dovyalis caffra is the source of this 801-nucleotide messenger RNA. The record is from the annotation of a GenBank genome assembly. NCBI's taxonomy places the organism in Eukaryota, Viridiplantae, Streptophyta, Magnoliopsida, Malpighiales, Salicaceae.